AUGGCGCACGAUCUGCUGGCUGACUUCAUGGCUGUCAAGAAGUAUGGUGCAUGCCAGACACAUGGCGACUGUGCAUCCACGCAGCGCUGUGUCGGCCAAACGUGCAUGGAGAUCACCAGUGCCUACCAUGCGGCCUACGGCACCGGGCUGGCGGAGUCCGGUCCCGGCGGCACCUUUGAGGUCCUCCCCCGGGACCGGCUGCCGCAAGGUGUGGGCGGGACCUACACCGAGUCCCACUGGGACUACACUUCGGGGCAGGUGUUCCUGAAGUCGCGCACGUCGGCCCGCGAGGUGGGCGAGCUCUUUGGCGGCAUCGCCAUCGGGGCCCUGUCGGUGGUGCUGCUCGGCCUGGCUUUCAACCUCCUCUCGCGCAAGUUGAAAACCGAGUCCGACAUUACUGCCGCGUUGGGGGUCCUUGGCGCGGCGCACGCCUUUGGCGAGUAUGUCCGCUCUGCUGGCAUCGACACCAAGACAUUCGAGAAGGACGUGCUCUUUGCGCUCUUCGACGCCGAGGCCUUUGCCCUGGCCGGGUCCUCGCGCUUUGCCCAGGAGAUCGUCAACUUCAAGUGCGACAAGUAUCCCAAAGGCACGGACACCACGACGGCCGAGUGGUGCGAAUCGCCCUACCGUCAGUCGCUGGCCUUCCGCAAGCUGUCCAUCAACUCGCUGGCGGCGCACUUGCACCUGACGCAGCUGGGCACCGCGAGCCCCUUCCCCGGGGACCCGGCCGCCGGUGAUCCGGCCGACCAGCUGCCCGCCCUGGCCCAGCUCUUUGCGCAUGUUCACAAUGCCGACAUUGGCAGCGACGCGGUCAAGUUGGUGGAGCUCCUGCGCAAGUUGGCGGUGCUCCUGCCAGGCCCGGCGGACUCGUCGUCACCGUCAGCAUCAUCGUCAUUGUCCUCCUCCUCCUCCUCCUUCUCCGAAGCCGACUCCUCAUUGUCCACCGGGUCUGUGUCGACGUCGGGCUCGGGCUCGGGCUCGGGCUCGGCGCCGGCUUCGGCCUCGGCUUCGUCCAGCGCACCGGCCGGCCCGGGGGACCUUCCCCUGGCCGUGGUCCCGGCCUGGGUCCCGGUGCAGCGUCACCAGCCGCCAGCCAGCACGCACCCUUUCCUCAUGUACCAGGACACCAUUGCUUCGGUGGUCCUGUCGGACUUCCAUGAGCACUACCAGCAGACAAACUACCACUCCCAGCUGGACACCGCGGCCUCGCUGGCCAACAAGAACGCCGUGCUGAGGAUGAUCUGUGACACGUCGACCCUGAUUGCCCGGGCGGCCUUCUCCUUGGCGACAGGUGCCGCGGACCCGGCAGCCGUCCCGGCCGCCAUCCAAGCCAACUGUACCAUGGUCAAUGAGCUUUUCGACUGCAUGACCACCAACAUCUCGUGCCCGCUGCUGGCGAAGUACUUCACUGUCGCCUCCGACAACACCCGGCUCAACUACUACGCGGGAGUCUACCGGCCGGGCUUCGUCAGCUCCCAGCGGUUUCGUUUUCACGCCUCCCCCUCGCGCCGUCCGGCCUUCCAUGUCCCUUGGUGCAUUGUGGCUUCCAGUGCUGACCUCUGGUGUCCUCCUCCCCCCCCCCACCCCCGUCUUGAUGCCCAGGGCACCGGUCUGAACUUCCGCUCGUCGCCUGUGCCGAUUGCUUCGCUCCGGCCGCAUGGCACCGACGAGGAUGAGGACUCCCUGCGAGCCAUCCUCCAUGGAGCCCGGUCGAAUGCGGGUCUCAACUUCAAGGGCGAUCGACUGCAUGCCAUUGAGAUGCGUUCGUUCAUGCAUGCGACCGGGUCCUCCGGGCAGUGCCUUCGUCGGAAGCAGUGUGACCCGCUGGGCGGGCACUCGGCCUGGGCCGCCAGCCGGCCUCUCGGCCCCGGCGCCAGCAAGCCCCAGUCCUUCGUCCUGAUCAGCGCGGCUCUCGAUACGAAUGCCUUCUUCCAGGACCAGGCCUUUGGCGUGGGGUCCGACAUUACUGCCGCGUUGGGGGUCCUUGGCGCGGCGCACGCCUUUGGCGAGUAUGUCCGCUCUGCUGGCAUCGACACCAAGACAUUCGAGAAGGACGUGCUCUUUGCGCUCUUCGACGCCGAGGCCUUUGCCCUGGCCGGCCGCCCUGGCCGGCAUGCCGUCCGGCCGGCGAUCCUUCUCCUGGCGAAAACCCUGUUGCUGGCCCUGCUGCUGGCCGGGCCGGCCCCCGCCCUGGGGGACCUCAUCCGCGCGACCGGCUCCGGCGCCGGGGCCCCGCCGACCAAGGCCACCAGGGACAUCCAGAAGAACCUCCACUCGGAGAUCUACCAGGAGACCCUUCUGGAUCCCUGCGUGCGGCUGCUCUCGGCCGAGGGCACCUUUGGCUGUCAUGCCCCCUCCAACCGGAAUGGCGUCCUUUAUGAGGCGAAUUCCGUGGCCGACGUGGACCUCCUCCUGCAGGACCAGGACCUCGAGCGGGCCGGCCCCUUCGUGCCGAUUCUACCGGUGAGCCUGUUCUCGGAUUUGGCCAUCUUCGAGCGCCUGGUGUCGUCGCCGCGUGUGGCCGGGAUCCUGCCCAGUGCCACUGCGUGCGCCCACAUGCAGAUCGACCGGCGCGACUCCCGGGUCACAGUGCUGCAGGCCAUGUCGAUGUCCGACCUGUCCGGGCCAACGAGCGCAUCUGCGCUCGCCGAUAUCAACUCCCGCCUUGCCAAGCUCGGCUUCGUCCAUGACCACCUCCCCGGCAAGCCGGCCACCCUGCCGCGCGCGGCCAGCACCACCGACUAUGUUCCCCCCUGCCACAAUGUGGGCUUCUGCAAGAACCACCAGCACUACUUCCUGAAGGACGCGGAAUUGGGGCUCCUCUGUCUGACCCUGCCGCGGGAAACGUGCACCCUGGAGCCGGCGGACAUGUGCGCCAUCAUCCGCACGGCCGGCGGCCGGUCGGUGCUGCCCAUCCGAGCGGACCUGUACAAGGCCGAGAAGAGCAAAUCCUCCGGCAGCAAGUUCCGCAUCAGCAACUACGAGGCCCUCAUCAACACCAUGCUCAGCGAGUUCAUCCGCCACCACCGCCUGGGGGCCGUGUGGCAGGAGCCGCUGGCCCGGCGUGCGGACAGCAACUUCCGCGCGGUGCGCGUGCCCCUCGGCCGGCUGUGCGCCCUCUUCUCGCGCCUCGACCGGGAGUACCUCCACCGGGGGGUGUCUUCCUUCGACGUGUUCCUGGAUGCCGACUCGCCGUCCGUCACCGGGCACUACAUGACCCUGCUGAAUCCGGAGCUGCAACUUUCCCCGGCGGCCCUGGUCAGCAAGAAGAACCUCCUGCAAGACCACGCCGGCAGCCAGAAGAAGAAGCUCCCGGACGAGGAGGACCUCCAGCGCCUGGCGCACCUCCAGCCGGCCGAGGCCCUCAAGGCCCUGGAGCUGAAGCUGGGCCGGCAAAAUAUCCAGGUCGUUUGCCAGAAUGUGGCCGAGCUCCUGAGCAGCGAGCGGUCCUUCCUCCGGCGCGUGACCUAUGCCAUUGAGCAUUCGCUGCCCCGGUUGGAGACCUUUGCCCGGGGCCAUCCGGAUUUGAUUUCCACCCACGACGUGCAGUUCAUCUUUUCCGGCCUGCACCGGGUGGUGCAGCUGAACCGGCGGUUCUUGCAAACCUUCGAGGUGGCCACGCGGGCCUUCUUCGAGGAGCAUGGCGCCCGGGAGAUCCUGCAAAUGCUCUUCAGCCCGGAGGAGGUGGCUCGGUCGCCGGUGCAGCCGGUCGCCGACCCGGCCUCCGGCCCGGCCGCCCCGACCGUCCUGUCCUGCUUGUCCUGGCUGGCCCACCGGCUGGAAGAGUACAAGCCCUACAUCAGCAGCAUUGUCACCUCGCUCGAGCGGCUGACCAAGCGCACCGAGAGUUCGCCCCAGCUGGCGGACUUCCUCGGCGGGCUGGCCUCCACCGAGGACCGGCUCCAGCUGAAGGACCUGCUCAUGGAGCCGGUCCAGCGGCUGACUCGCUACGACAUGCUGGUGUCCAACAUCCUGCAGCAUUGGGACCUGGACUCGGUGGACUUCCGCCAGCUGCUGGCCAUCUAUGUGCAGGUCCUCCGGGCCGGGCGCAUGAUUGACACGUCCACCUUCGAAACCAAGGCCAUGACCGAGACCAUCAACAUCCAGCGCCGGGUGCUGGACUGCCCGCCGACCUUGAUUUCCUCCACGCGCCUGCUGCUGGGCAAGGUGGCGGUCAAUGUGCUGGACCCCUCGGACAACACCCACACCAAGUGCCGGGGCAUGUUGUUCCUCUUUUCGGACGCCGUGAUGAUGGCCUUCCAGCGGUCGGUCAUUGCCCAGUCGUCCUUCCGCAUGGAGCGCCUGUGUGACUUGAAGGAUUUCAGCUUCGACUUGCUGCAGUCGACCCCCGGCGGCCCGGUGGACCUGGUGGUGGCCAACUUCAGCCCCAACUCGGCCGGGUCCUUCCUCGGGGCCAUGGUGGGCCAGGAGCUCCUGGACAGCCCGGCCGUGGUGAGCGCCUCGGCCAGCAGCGCCUCCCUGGUGGCCGGGUCCACCGACAGCUUGAACACCUUCGGCGGGGUGCCCAUGUCCCCGGGCGGCGGGGAGGACAUGUACGGCGGUGGUGGUGGUGGUGGUGGCAGCGACACGGCCAGCAUCACCAGCAUCAACAGCACCUUCGCCAGUACCGGCGGUGCGGCGGCCCUGCCGCCGCACAUGGCCCCCCUGUCUGGCGGCGGGAUGACCAGCCUGCGCCGGUCGAACUCCAUCUCCUCGGUGUCCUCGCAGGCGUCCAUCUCCUCGGUGGCCACGGUCAUGACGAUGUUCUCCUCGGGCGGGUCUUCCCGGUCGACCGGGGUCCGGAGCUCCGGCGCCGAGGACACCUUCGUCCUGCAGAUGGUCGGCGAGGCGCACGAGGUGGACAUUUUCGUGCGGCUCCUGCGCGCCAUGCACCCGUAUGCCAGCCGCACGGCCACCACCCACAGCCGCCUGUGUGACGACCGGGUGGCCCGGUACCAUGUGCAUCGUCUGUCCGAGGUGGACAACUUCCUUCUGGACACCCGCUCGCAGUCCCUCUCGGCCAUGGUCAUCCUCUCGGCCGACUCGGACCUGGACACCUGCUUCAAGGAGGACCUCCUGAAGGAGUACUUCUCGCUGGCGGUGGUGGUCAUCGAUGCCCAGCGCGACACGGUGUCCUAUGGGAUCCGCUCGCGCAUCGAGCAUGCCCUGGCCGGCGACGACCUGACCAUGAUUCGGGUGCACUGCAUGCCCACCUUCUCCGAGGCCAAGCGCACCUCGGCCAAGGGGGCGGCCUCGCUGCCGGACUACGCCGGCCAGCCGGCCUACGACAUCAACACCUUCGGGUCGAGCCUGUCGCGUAAGAUGCUCUCCUGCCAGUCGGCCAUCGGGCAGUCCUUCUGCUCCUUCGACCUGGACAUGACCGGCACCUAUGGGCUGAUGCUGCACAACAUCUUCAGCCCGCUGUUCGACUAUGCGUCCAAGCCGCGCAACCGCCUCCUGCGCAGUCGCGGUCGCUUCAACACCACCUGCUUCACGGUGCUCCCCUCCACGGUGCAGGGGUCCCCGCUGCGACUCUUCCACGGCCAGCAGGCCCACAUGCGGGUGAAUGGGCUCCUGGCUGGGCCGCCGCCGGUGGGCACCGCCCCGGCCAGCCCCCGGCCCACGCGCUCCGGGUCCACCUCGAGCAGCCUCUUCCGGCGUAACUCCACCGAUUGCCCCUCGACGCCGGGCGGCACCGAUGACUCCGGGCGCAAGCAGUUCGGCCCGGCCGCCGGCCACGGGACGGACUUCUUCGCCUCCGGCGGGCCGGAGGACCCUUCGGGCAUCCCGCCCACCGCCUCGGUCACCGUGGCCACGACCCCGGUGUCGCGUAGCCUGUCCACCAGCCGCGCCACGCCGCACUCCUCCAAGAGCCGCUUCACCGGGUACCUGGACGAUGCGGCCGAGUCGGAAAUCGCCCCGCCGAUGAGCAUCGCCCCGGGGACCACCCCGCGGCCGGCCAUGCGCAUCCAGCGCCUGCCGACGCCGGGUGGCGGCGCCGGCGGCGGUGGCGGCGGCGGCCCGGCCGGUGUCCCCGGCUCGGACCUCGGCAUGAACCCCCUGCUGCCGGGGAUCCGCCCGCCGCCGGGGCUGACCCCGCACCGGCCAAACCGCCUGUCGCAAAACCCCCCGGGCAUCCCGUCCUCCCUUUCACAUGUGUCCACCGUUGGUGGGACUCCAGGCUCGGGGGUGGCCCCGGCGCUGCCGUUGCCUGGGCGGGCGCCACUCCCGCCGGCCGGCGCGGAGCCCGGUGUCGGGGAAGUGCCUCCGGCCGGGGCGGCGGUGGCCCCGGCCCCGGUGCCGGUGCCGGUGGUCCACACCGCCGUCAGCGCCAGCACCACCACCACCACCACCCCGGCCAUGUCCGCCACCGGUGGCGAGCAGCCGACCGACGCCGGCAUCCCGAGGAAGCAUGCCGGCCCCACCGGCAGCAGCCCCUUCAGCGAGGACAUGAUGCUGGCCCCGGCUUCGGCCACGUCGCUGACGUCCGAGGCCGAGGACGCCCUGAGCCCGGGUGAGGCCCCGGCCACGCCGGUUCGCUCGCCCUCCAGCCUGCCGACGGCCAGCGGCGCCGCCGGCGCCGCGGAGUCCCCGCUGCCGGGUUUGGCCGACCUGAGUCUCGCUUAA
This is a messenger RNA of Fonticula alba, 6627 nucleotides long. RefSeq lists its product as hypothetical. Gene Ontology annotation, cellular component: membrane. The transcript is spliced from 15 exons. Gene Ontology annotation, biological process: protein processing. Gene Ontology annotation, molecular function: guanyl-nucleotide exchange factor activity. The record is from RefSeq and is a predicted model, not a curated record. Bases 1 to 6627 code for a protein of 2208 amino acids. Lineage: Eukaryota; Rotosphaerida; Fonticulaceae.